Molecule: messenger RNA, 546 nt
Organism: Daucus carota subsp. sativus
Lineage: Eukaryota; Viridiplantae; Streptophyta; Magnoliopsida; Apiales; Apiaceae
Exons: 1
Coding region: 1-546 (181 amino acids)
Source: RefSeq, a predicted model, not a curated record
AUGGCGCCACACGGAGAGUCUCUUGUCAGCUCCUACGCACGUUCCACCAAUGCCCUCAAACGAAGCGUCUCCGACGUCUCGUCCGAGGUAUGCAAAAAAGAUGUGGUGAUUAACACGGACACACUGGCUCCCAUCUCCGAAGUGGAGGACGCGAGAUGCGAAUGUUGUGGGAUGAUAGAAGAGUGCACCCCCGAGUACAUCGAGCGAAUCCGGGAAAUGUUCGUGGGGAAAUGGAUUUGCGGGUUGUGCGCGGAGGCGGUGAAGGAGGAGAUGGGUAAAAACGGAGGAAAAAGAGAAGAAGCGGUCAGCACUCAUAUGGGUGCGUGUGUUAGGUUUAACAAGUUCGGGAGAGCUUAUCCGGUUUUAUAUCAGGCUCAGGCGAUGCGAGAGAUCUUGAAGAAGGCGAGGGCUGAAGGAAGAGGCGUGAGAGCCAAGUCUAUGAACUACAAGGACAAUGGAGGGCUCAAGAAAGGUGGUAUCGCCAGGAGUACAAGCUGUAUUCCGGCCAUUACUCGAGAGAUGAGUGACCUCAAAGUAACGAAAUGA